Messenger RNA from Carassius auratus (goldfish), 2708 nucleotides. It is a transcript of the gene rnf34a, whose product is annotated as ring finger protein 34a. Gene Ontology annotation, biological process: proteasome-mediated ubiquitin-dependent protein catabolic process; negative regulation of extrinsic apoptotic signaling pathway via death domain receptors; protein K48-linked ubiquitination. Bases 130 to 1266 code for a protein of 378 amino acids. Gene Ontology annotation, cellular component: plasma membrane; cytoplasm. The transcript is spliced from 9 exons. The record is from RefSeq and is a predicted model, not a curated record. NCBI's taxonomy places the organism in Eukaryota, Metazoa, Chordata, Actinopteri, Cypriniformes, Cyprinidae. Gene Ontology annotation, molecular function: ubiquitin protein ligase activity.
UACAGUUGGUUAGUGAUAGUGGUGCGGCUGUAGACAGCGGCUGAAAAUGAAGAGAUAGCCGUUUACGAGGAAUGGCCAGACUGCCUUUACACACAGCUGCGUGACUCCCCGCGGUGUCCUGGAGGUGCUAUGAAGGCAGGGGCCUCGUCCAUGUGGGCAUCAUGCUGUGGCCUUCUGAAUGAGGUGAUGGGUACCGGAGCCGUGAGAGGGCAGCAGCCAGGUUUUGGGGCAGGUGCGGGGCCGUUUCGUUUCGCUCCCACUGCAGGAUACUCCACAUACCCGCCCAGCAACUCCAGCAGCACCGACCUGGUGUGUCAGGCCUGUGGACAAGCCUUCUCUGUCUUUAGGAGGAGGCAUAUCUGUUGUGACUGUAAGAAGAGUUUUUGUUCGCUGUGCUCGGUACUACAGGAAAACCUGCGCAGAUGCACAACUUGUCAUCUGCUGAAGGGCACUGCAUUCCGGCGUCCACAGCUCAUGCGUCUGCGUGUUAAAGACUUGCGGCAAUACCUUACAUUACACAACAUUAACACGGAUACAUGCAGAGAGAAGGAGGACCUGGUGGACUUGGUGCUUUCCCAUCAAGGCGCAGAAAGUGAGGAUGAUCCAGACACACCCUCUCUGCAGACACACCCCCUGUAUAGCCCACCGCCUUCAACUGAAGAGCCCACCUCCCCUCUCUCAGCACUCUCUCCAACUCCAAGAGAACCAAUCAGUAGGAGCAACAGCUCAGAGUCCACCAAUCAGGAUAUUGAGGACUCCCCUUCAGUCUCUCUCCUUAACCUUGAGCAGACAGAACACACACCUGAGGUUAGUCCUCAGACGAGGCGGCGGGCCCGAGCUUCUCUGUCAGGCCUGUCCUCUCUUGAUGAUGUGGAGCAGCUGAGCGUACGGCAGCUAAAGGAGAUCCUGGCUAGAAACUUUGUGAACUUCUCUGGCUGCUGUGAGAAGUGGGAGCUGGUGGAGCGCGUCAGGAGGCUUUACCGGGAGAACGAGGACAAUCGCAAAUCUAUGGAAAAUGUGAGCAACCCCUUCACUGCAGUGGUAGCUUAUCCCCCUCCAGUCUUCAAUGGCAGAAUGGGAGAUGGUUGCAAGACCCAGUUAUCAAAUGACGACAACUUGUGUCGCAUCUGUAUGGACGCGAUUAUUGACUGUGUGCUGCUGGAGUGCGGUCACAUGGUCACCUGCACUAAGUGCGGGAAGCGCAUGAGCGAAUGCCCCAUCUGCAGACAAUACGUUAUCAGGGCAGUGCAUGUUUUCAAGUCUUAAUACUGCUGGGAGAACAUCCUGCUCAUCCUGUGCAUUUGAGACUCGGUGAGGACAUCUGGACACUGUCUUUACAUCGGAUCAAUGAGGAAGAUCGUAUUCUCUGCUUAAUUUUUCAUGAUUUUUCAGGAAGCCUUCAGACAGUGGUCCGCAAUGGCUUUGUCAAUAAAUGCUUCAGUAAAAGCAUUCCACAAGCUCCUCAAAGAGGCUCUGUAAUAAUAUGCAAUUGUUUGCAGCAAUACCUCAUGGCCUUGACUUGAUGUCCUACAGCUUUGAAGACAUUCUGAUCACCUGUCACAUGCAAGCACUGCGAGAAAAAAGUCAAGAAUCGAACUGAAGAAUGAGAAUUACUCAAGUGUUUCAUCAUGCGCCAUCACUGAGGAUGGAAGGAUCUGAAUGUUCCCAUUGUUUUUUAUUUCGAUUUUUGUUGCAACAUCUGUGAAUGGGCUUUUGUUUCCUGUUUGAAUUGUGUAGCUUCUUAGAUUUUUGUUUGAUAAAGUAUCUGUUUUGGAGUUCCUACAAGUAACAGUGUAACUCCUGAUAAUUUGACACUGGCAUCAUCAAAUGAUUUCAUAAGUCGCUUAAAGACAUUUUUCUGUGGUACACAACAGGUCAUUCUUCUCCGGAUUCAGCUAUUUUUUAAAAUUUUUUAUAAAUCAUAUGAUCUCCUUUCUUUGUCAAAAGUCUAAAAACAGUAGCUGGUUUUUCAGUCACUAAUGUUCCUUGGGGUAAUGCGACUUUUGAGUAUGUGACUGGAAAACCAGCCGAGAAACCUGUUGUUAAAACAGUGUCAGUGGUGAGAAAUCAGAAGGGAUAAAGUAGGACCAUAAAUGGGCACACUGUAACUGUGAGUCAGUAAAAUUAGAAAAUGUGAAUUUUAUAUAUGUGCAAACGAACAAUAACAAUCAAAAUUAUGAACCGUGUAAAAGAAGAGAUUUAGGUGCCAAAAGUGCAUUUCUGUCUUCGAUGCUCUACGACUUUCCCAUUAUUGUUAGCACUUGUUUAGAUCUGAAAACCCUAAAAUAAAAAUAAGGAUGUCACUUGAGAGUGAUGCCGCACAAGUGAUCUACACAUAUUUUGUAGCCAUAACUUACUUGUGUGAUAAAUAUGAUUAAAAGUUGCAUGAUGGCACAUUGCAUUGCAUUGACGAGCAUCAGCUGCACAAAUGCUUCACUCAGUCACCUCUUCUUUUGCAUUGCAUUUUAGAUUAUAAGGGACUUGUGUAUAGUUUUGGUGUAUAUUCAGAUUCUUUACAUCUUUGUUUAAUUUCCUGUGUAUAUGCCUAUUCAGAUAAGUUUAUUUUUUUUAAGCAAAAACUUCAAAUGUGUUGCUUUUGGUCCAUUGCUAUGUUUCUUUAGUAUGGAAUUAACAAAAAAGCUAAAGCAGUAUGUAUGCACUUAGUUACCCUUGUAAUACUUAAAUAAAAGUGUUAAGAAAGAUUUGUA